AGCUAUAUACAACAUAGAUGGAUUUGUUUGAUAAACUUCAAGACAUGAUCUGGUAGAGACACUCGUAAGCUACACAGCGUACACUGAUGUGGUCGAUUAAGGAGAGAUUAAUAAUCUUCACAAAUGUUAAUAAGUGGACCGUAGCAAUUAUAGGCCCAUUUAUCCCAACUUAGGCCCAUUUAAAUUAAAAACGGUCAUCUACAUCGACGCUUCCUACUCAAGAGAACUCGUUCCCUUCUCCGCCGCAAACAUGAGGCUUCUUCGCCGCCGUUUCUUUAUCUUCACCGAUGGAAUUUCCGGAGCCAACCGGCGAAGAUACGCAACCAAGUAUGUCGCCAAGGUCACUUCAUCAUCUCCCUCCGGCCGUUCUCUGUCCGCCGAAGUUUCCCUUCCUAAUCCCCUCCCCUCCGACGUACGCGGCUACGCUCUCCCUCGGCGUCACCUCAUCUGCCGAGCAACCAAUCUCCUUCUCCGCCACGAAACCUCUUCCGAUCCUUUCUCCGAGCUUUCCGAUUACCUCUCUUCCCUCUCACUCUCCCUAACUCCCGACGAAGCUUCAGAGAUUCUCAAAUCCCUAAACUGCCCUCGCCUGGCCGUCGAUUUCUUCCACUUCGUCCCCUCCGUGUGCCCUAGCUCUCACCGCGACCCGUUCCUCUACAACCGCAUCAUCUUAAUCCUCUCCAAGUCUAAUCUCCCCGACAGAUUCGAUCGCGUCCGUUCGAUUCUCGAUCAGAUGGUGAAGUCUAACGUACGUGGCAACAUCUCCACCGUUAAUAUCUUAAUAGGUUUCUUGGGGAACACGGAAGAUUUAGAAAUGUGCUUAGGGCUGGUGAAGAAAUGGGAGUUAAAGAUGAACUCUUUCACUUACAAGUGUCUGCUUCAAGCUUACUUAAGGUCUCGUGAUUCUUCGAAAGCUUUCCAUGUGUACUGCGAGAUUAGAAGAGGAGGGCAUAAGCUCGACGUCUUCGCUUACAAUAUGUUGCUUGAUGCUUUAGCUAAAGAUGAUAAGAUUGAUCAAGCACGCCAAGUUUUCGAAGACAUGAAGAGAAAGCAUUGUAGAGGAGAUGAGUAUUCCUACACGAUUAUGAUCAGGACAAUGGGAAGGAUUGGGAAGUACAAUAAAGCUGUUGAUCUAUUCAAUGAGAUGAUAACUGAAGGGCUUACUCUUAACGUGGUUGGUUACAAUACUCUUAUGCAAGUUCUCGCAAAAGCAAAGAUGGUUGAUAAGGCUAUUCAGGUUUUCUCCAAGAUGGUUGAAACGGGUUGUCGUCCCAACGAGUAUACGUACAGUCUGGUUUUGAAUCUUUUGGUAGCUGAAGGUCAGCUUGUGAAGUUAGAUGGGAUUGUGGAGAUGUCCAAGAGGUAUAUGACUCAGGGGAUAUAUUCUUAUUUGGUUAGAACCCUGAGUAAACUAGGGCAUGUGAGUGAGGCUCACCGGCUGUUCUGUGAUAUGUGGAGCUUCCCUGUAAAAGGAGAGAGGGAUAGUUACAUGUCGAUGCUUGAGAGUUUGUGCGGUGCGGGUAAAACAGUUGAAGCUAUAGAGAUGUUGAGCAAGAUUCAUGAGAAAGGUGUGGUUACGGAUACCAUGAUGUACAACACUGUGUUCUCUGCCCUUGGGAAGCAAAAGCAAGUAUCUCAUAUUCAUGAUCUCUUUGAGAAAAUGAAAAAAGAUGGUCCUUGUCCAGACAUAUUCACAUACAACAUACUCAUCUCGAGUUUCGGUCGUGUAGGAGAAGUUGAUGAGGCUAUCAAAAUCUUCGAGGAGCUUGAGAGUAGUGACUGUAAACCGGACAUUGUUUCUUACAACUCUUUGAUUAAUUGUUUGGGGAAGAACGGUGAUGUCGAUGAAGCUCACGUGAGGUUCAAGGAGAUGCAGGAGAAAGGAUUGAACCCUGAUGUGGUCACAUACAGCACUCUGAUGGAAUGCUUUGGGAAGUCGGAGAGAGUCGAAAUGGCAUAUAGAUUGUUCGAAGAGAUGCUUGUUAAAGGGUGUCAGCCCAACAUUGUGACGUACAACAUUUUGCUUGAUUGUCUAGAGAAGAGUGGAAGAACCGCGGAAGCAGUUGAUAUGUAUACAAGGAUGAAACAGCAAGGACUCACACCUGAUUCCAUUACUUACAGUGUUCUUGAACGGUUGCAAUCUGGCUCUCAUGGAAAGUCGCGGAUUCGUAGGAAGAAUCCGAUAACUGGUUGGGUGGUCAGUCCUUUGUAGUCACGUGAAGUAGUGAAACAAGGUUUUGAGAAUGACACUUGGCUGGGGAAUGAAAACUCCAGAUUUUAUUGAGGCUUUUUCAGUGAACUCUGUACAAACACCGUCUUCUCCGUAUUGUGAUGAUCAGGUUAGAGUACCUGAAGCUCCAGAUGUUUGAAGGGUUUGCUUAUUGCAUCACAUAGUUCUUUAAUGUAUUGGUUCCUUAUUGUUUGCUCCUUGUUGAAUUAGAAGAGCUGGAUGAUCAGAAUAAGAUUAUGUACCUAGAUUGAUCAAGAAUGUGUUACAUAGUCUUAUAGAGAGAUUAUAGUAUCCAAAACCUCGACUAUAGAUUAUUUAUUAUCAAAUUUUAUUUUAUCCA
Messenger RNA from Brassica napus (rape), 2570 nucleotides. RefSeq names its product pentatricopeptide repeat-containing protein At1g51965, mitochondrial-like. The record is from RefSeq and is a predicted model, not a curated record. The transcript is spliced from 2 exons. Gene Ontology annotation, molecular function: protein binding. NCBI's taxonomy places the organism in Eukaryota, Viridiplantae, Streptophyta, Magnoliopsida, Brassicales, Brassicaceae. The coding region runs from base 251 to 2212 and encodes 653 amino acids.